Messenger RNA from Diceros bicornis minor, 1950 nucleotides. It is a transcript of the gene BCL3, whose product is annotated as BCL3 transcription coactivator. Lineage: Eukaryota; Metazoa; Chordata; Mammalia; Perissodactyla; Rhinocerotidae. The record is from RefSeq and is a predicted model, not a curated record. Bases 156 to 1520 code for a protein of 454 amino acids. The transcript is spliced from 9 exons. Gene Ontology annotation, molecular function: protein binding.
GGGAGGCGGGCGGCCGGCACCGCCCCGGCCGACAAAAGUCCCUUCAGUUCAGCCGGCGGCAGGGGAAGUCCCGGCGCCCGGCGCAACCACCCUCCCGUGCCGCCGAGCCGAGCCGCGCUCCGGCCGCCCGCUCGGCCGCCGUCCCCGGCGGCCCCAUGCCCCGAUGCCCCGCAGGGGCCAUGGACGAGGGGCCCGUAGACCUGCGCACCCGGCCCAAGGCCGCCGGCCCCCCGGGCGCCGCGCUGCCGCUCCGCAAGCGCCCGCUCCGCGCGCCCUCCCCUGAGCCCGCCGCCCCCCGCGCCGCCACGGGCCCGCUCGUCCCCCCGGAUCCCCUGCGCGGCGGCUCCGACAUGCCGGCGGUCCCCGCGCCCCCCCACGGCCUGGCCCGGCCUGAGGCGGUUUACUACCCUGGACCUAUACUGCCCCUGUACCCCACCCCGACCAUGGGCUCCCCCUUUCCUCUGCUGAACCUGCCUACGCCCCUGUACCCCAUGGUGUGCCCCAUGGAACAUCCCCUGUCGGCUGACAUCGCCAUGGCAACCCGUGCAGAUGAGGACGGAGACACGCCACUCCACAUCGCCGUGGUGCAGGCCAAUCUGCCAGCUGUGCAUCGGCUCGUCAACCUCUUCCAGCACGGGGGCCGGGAGCUGGACAUCUACAACAACCUACGGCAGACACCCCUCCACCUGGCCGUGAUCACCACAUUGCCGUCGGUGGUCCGGCUCCUGGUGAUGGCCGGUGCCAGCCCCAUGGCCCUGGACCGCCACGGCCAGACGGCAGCCCACCUGGCGUGCGAGCACCGCAGCCCGACCUGCCUGCGGGCCCUGCUGGACAGCGCGGCCCCAGGCACGGUGGACCUGGAGGCCCGCAAUUACGACGGGCUCACUGCCCUGCACGUGGCCGUGAACACCGAGUGCCAAGAAGCCGUGCUGCUCUUGCUGGAGCGCGGCGCGGACAUCGACGCGGUGGACAUUAAGAGCGGCCGCUCCCCGCUCAUCCACGCCGUGGAGAACAACAGUCUCAGUAUGGUGCAGCUGCUGCUCCAGCACGGCGCCAACGUGAACGCGCAGAUGUACUCGGGCAGCUCGGCGCUGCACUCGGCGUCCGGCCGCGGGCUCCUCCCGCUGGUGCGCACGCUGGUCCGCAGCGGCGCCGACAGCGGCCUCAAGAACUGUCACAACGACACGCCACUCAUGGUGGCGCGCAGCCGCCGGGUCAUCGACAUCCUGAGGGGGAAAGCCACGCGGCCUGCGCCCGCAUCACAGCCGGAACCCUCGCCCGACCGGAGUGCCACCACAUCCCCGGAAAGCAGCAGCCGCCUCAGCUCCAAUGGUCUUCUCUCUGCAUCUCCAUCCUCCUCACCCUCCCAGUCUCCCCCCAAGGAGCCCCCAGGAUUCCCCAUGGCUCCCCCCAAUUUCUUCCUUUCCCCCUCAUCUCCACCUGCCUUCCUGCCCUUUGCUGGGGUCCUCCGAGCCCCUGGCCGGCCGGUGCCGCCCUCCCCAGCUCCAGGAGGCAGCUGAGAGGGAUGGGGGGGCAGAUCUCGAACUCGUGAGGAGGGACCUCCCUGCCCUGUGGGGUCAACCCUCCUGGAAACUGUGAAGACCUUACUCUGCCCCCCCCCCCAAUUUCGGGACCAGGAUUUGCACAGAGGCACACACACACCCCCGUAAGACCCUCUUCUGAACAGAUAGGCUCCCAUGUCGGCCCCCCCCACCCGCCCAGGACUUACUCCUCUUAUUCUCAGGCACCUGUCUCCUGUCAGGAAUUCUCCCCAAACGUCCGUUUCCUUCUCUCCCAGAGCUGAUGGAACCAGGGAUCAGCCACUCCCCUCGGCGUUCUGCCACGACCGAUGAGGAGGGAGAGACGGGCUGUAGCUGGGCACUGAUAACAAUGUAAAUUAUUAGGCAUUUUGGUUGGAUUUCUUUUGUAAUAAACUAUUUUUGUACCAUA